AUGUCUCAUUCUCCAUCCUCAAAUUCAGUCAGUGGCUUCCUUGACUUCCUCGCUCGACAGCUCGAAGGUCUCGAAAACCUCUUUCUCUCUAACAACUUCAUGUCGUUCGACUUCCUUUCGCACGCCCUCUCGACCCUCCGCUCCUUCCACUCAAAGCUCGUCAUUUUGGCCCAAAAGCUAAAGCUACGGGUCGGUGAAAAAUGGCUCGACGAGUACAUGGACGAGACCUCCCGCCUUUGGGACGCUUGCCAAGUCAUCAAAUCGGGCGUUUCGAACAUGGAGAGCUACUAUACAUGUGGCGCCAAUGUGGCAUCAUUCCUCGACAAUCAUCGUGUCGUAAACGCGCAUUUUUAUCGACAGGUCACUCGGUUAAUCGAUCGUUGCCAACGCGAAAUGAUACCCUUACAAGAAGAAAACAAGCGCAUAGCGCGAACGAAAGUACAAUCACUAUCCCUCGUCAUCAAAGAAAAUUUUGUAGCCGAUUUGAAGUACACUAAAUAUAACGGCUUCCAAGGAGCCCUAUACGCGAUGAGGAACGCGAGCACGUUGCUUUUGGUCAUACUCCUAAGUGGGCUCGUCUACUUUUGGCCCGAGACGAGCUUUUGCCGAGAGAACAAUAACCGCGAUGAUGUCAUGAUCACGAGCCCGUUAAUCAUCGGCUCGAACUUUGUGGCAUCGAGUGCGAAUUUGCACGAUAGGAUCGUGAGUGUAGUGAGUUGUCUCGGCGGGGUAGAGCCCGGAGUGGUACUUUUCGAGCUUCGAGCCGCGAAGUUCGCGUUGGAUGAAUUGAAAAUGGCGAUCGAGGGUACGGUGCGUAAGGAUGAGAAUGAGAUUGACAUCGACGAGAGAGCCGAGAGCUUGAGGAGUUGUAUCGGGGUUUUGCAGUGUGGGGCGGAGGGAAUAAUCGGGCAGCUCGAUGAUUUCUUUGACGAGAUUGUGGAGGGGAGGAAGAUGCUUUUCGACAUGUGCUCGAAUAGAUAG
Striga hermonthica is the source of this 981-nucleotide messenger RNA. The record is from the annotation of a GenBank genome assembly. NCBI's taxonomy places the organism in Eukaryota, Viridiplantae, Streptophyta, Magnoliopsida, Lamiales, Orobanchaceae.